This is a messenger RNA of Armigeres subalbatus, 3699 nucleotides long. RefSeq lists its product as uncharacterized. Lineage: Eukaryota; Metazoa; Arthropoda; Insecta; Diptera; Culicidae. Gene Ontology annotation, molecular function: nucleic acid binding. The record is from RefSeq and is a predicted model, not a curated record. The transcript has a single exon. The coding region runs from base 1 to 3699 and encodes 1232 amino acids.
AUGAGGCAGCAGAGGUUGUGCAAAAAGUGCUUACGAAAGCACUUCGGUGCUUGCAAUGUGAAAGUUGCGUGCGGAAAGAACGGAUGCUCAUACAUGCACAAUCAACUUUUGCAUGACGAUAAAGGGUAUGGCAAGUCCGCCCCGCCACAAUCAAUGACAUCCACUAAUGAAAAUUCAACGACGGAAACCUGCAACACCCAUUCCAAUACGGUGGCAAAAAUUCUAUUUCGUUAUGUGCCAAUUACUAUCUACGGCAAGGGCAAAAAACUAAGUACCUUCGCAUUCUUAGACGACGGGUCUUCUGCAACGUUCAUGGAGCAUAGUUUGAUGAAAGAGCUUGGUCUGAAUGGAAAGUCUAAUCGAUUGUGCCUCAACUGGACGGGCGGGCAUCAACGGGAAGAAGAAGAAUCUGUUAUCCUCGCACUGAAGAUUUCCGGUGCGCACGACACUGGAGAAGUGUACGAACUUCCUGAAGUACAUACGGUCCAGAACCUUUUUCUUCCGAAACAGUCCGUAUCGAUAUCGCAGAUGGCCGCCAAGUACAGUUACUUGAAAGGACUACCACUGAGCUCCUAUGACAAUGUUUCUUCAAGGAUUCUCAUAGGCAUGAAUAACUGUAGGCUAGGUCACGCGCUCAGAAGCAUUGAAGGAGGCGACAACGAACCGUUUGUAGCCAAAACGCGUCUUGGCUGGAUGAUUUACGGACCGUGCGCUACAUCUGGUGCGUCCGAUGCCGAACAUGACAGCUAUCACAGUUUCCACAUAUGUCCCUGCAUCAAGGAAGAUGAGAACCUGAACGAAGCAUUGAAGGUAUACUUCUCUAUAGACUCCUUGGGAAUUGGGAGAUCACUUAAACAAUUGUUGUCUAAGGAUGAAGAGCGAGCGACAAAGAUUCUGUCUUCUAAAACGCGAUUGAUUGGCGACCACUACGAGACCGGGCUACUGUGGCGCUAUGACCAAGUGCAGUUGCCAAGCAAUAAGGUGAUGGCACUGAAGCGACUAUCCUGCUUGCAACGACGAUUGAAUCGAGAUCCACAGCUACAUUUGGCGAUGUGCACGAAGAUGGUUGACUACGAAAAGAAGGGAUACAUUCGACGUCUCUCUGCAGAAGAAAAGAAAGAAAAACAUUCGAACGAUUGGUAUCUUCCAAUUUUCCCGGUUACAAAUCAUAACAAGCCCGGGAAAAUACGUAUUGUUUUCGAUGCAGCAGCGAAGGUUAACGGUGUGUCGCUGAACACCUUUCUCCUUACGGGACCAGAUCAGCUAGUAUCGUUGCUUUCAGUCCUGUUUAAGUUCCGUGAGUAUCGAGUUGCAGUCGUAGGAGAUAUCAGGGAAAUGUUUUUCCAAAUCAAGAUGAGAAGCCAAGACCAGCGAAGCCAGAUGAUUUUGUGGAACGGCGGAAAUCCAGAAGACGAGCCAGAAACAUACGUGGUACAAGUGAUGACAUUUGGCGCGUCGGGUUCUCCGUGUUGUGCGCACUAUGUCAAGAACCAGAAUGCGGAAAGGUUCGUGGAACAGUAUCCGAGGGCGGUAGAUUGCAUUAAAAGCGAACACUAUGUAGACGAUAUGCUGUCUAGCGUAGAAACUGAAGAUGAAGCUGUGAAGUUGGCAACUGACGUUCGGUACAUCCAUUCCCAAGGAGGGUUCGAAAUACGAAACUGGCAGUCGAACUCUAACAACGUUGUUAGUCGUCUGCUGGAGAACAAAACCACAGACAUGAAUAUGAGUCUUUGCAAGGAGAUGGCCACGGAAAAGGUGCUCGGUAUGUGGUGGGAUACCGCAGCGGACACCUUCACAUUCAGAUUAUCACCGAAGCAUGACGCGGAGUUGCUUUCUGGCGUGAGAAUGCCUACGAAGCGAGAAGUUCUGAGGACAUUGAUGGCUAUCUAUGACCCCAUGGGGCUCAUAGCAAACUAUCUGAUCUACUUGAAGAUUCUUCUUCAGGACAUUUGGCGUUCUGGAUGCGGCUGGGAUGAUGAAAUCGCCGGAAGAUUGUCUGAGAAGUGGAUGACUUGGAUAAGAGUGUUGCCGAAUGUACGGCAAGUAAGUGUUCCACGAUGCUACCGCCGAAUCACAUCUGUCGAAGAAACCAACGUCGUGGAACUGCAUAUAUUUUGUGAUGCAAGCGAAAACGGGAUAGCUGCAGUCGCCUACUUCAAGUUCAAAGAGGAUGAGAAGAUUGAGUGCAGUUUGAUUAGUGCAAAAACUAAAGUGGCCCCUCUAAAAUUUCUUUCGAUCCCUCGCCUAGAGCUUCAAGCUGCUGUGGUAGGAGCACGUCUAGCGGAAUGCAUUGCCACUUCACACCGAAUGAAAAUUACACGGCGUGUUUUCUGGUCAGAUUCCCGUGAUGUGAUUUGCUGGCUCCGGUCGGAUCAUAGGCGAUAUAGCCAGUUUGUGGCCUUCAGGAUCAGUGAACUGCUGGAAACAACUCACGUAAGCGAGUGGAGAUGGCUUCCAACUAAGGAAAACGUAGCCGACGAUGGGACGAAGUGGGCACGACUACCAAACUUCCAGCCUGGCAGUCGUUGGUUUCGCGGGCCGGACUUUUUAUGGGAAGAUGAGGGCAGUUGGCCAGGAACUAGUGGAGAUCAAGGGACGACAAAAGAAGAGAUGCGUACGACUGUCUCGCAUCACACAAUCAGCGAAACGUUCCUGACAUUCGAUCGAUUCUCCAAAUGGAAGAGACUGAUGAGGACUGUGGCAUAUGUGCAUCGCUUUGUGGGUAAUCUUCGUAGGCGUAUUAAACGAGAAGUAGCAGAGCUUGGCCCUCUAACCCAGGAAGAACUAAGUUGUGCUGAGAACUUCAUUUUCCAGCAAGUUCAGCAACAAGCGUACCCGGAUGAACUCCAAAUGCUCCACAACAACAGUCCACGUAUGCAGCCUUGGCAUAGGAACUUGCCGAAAUCCAGCCCACUUUACAAGCUCAGCCCAAUCGUUGAUAAGCACGGCGUGCUGCGAGUGCAAGGGCGAAUUGGUAAAUGUUCCUGGGUUGACGAGUAUACCAAGAAUCCCAUCAUACUUCCUAGGAACAACUAUGUGUCCAGUUUGAUGAUCGCCGAUUACCACGCCAAAUACCAUCACCAGAACCACCAAACAACGAUGAACGAAAUUCGUCUGAAAUUCUACAUUCCUCGUCUGCGUGCAGAGUACGAACGGGUUCGCAAAAAUUGCCAGUACUGUAAAAUUCAACGUGCUAAUCCCCAACCACCCGCAAUGGGGAAUCUCCCACAAGCUCGAUUAGCGGCAUUUCUGCGGCCCUUCUCUUAUACCGGAGUGGAUUAUUUCGGCCCGAUGUCCGUCACAGUAGGUAGGAGAGUCGAAAAAAGGUGGGGAGUUCUGCUAACCUGCAUGACAACCAGAGGCGUACACAUCGAGAUCGCUCAUUCGCUGACGACAAACUCUUGCAUAUUGGCACUGCGCAACUUUAUUGCCAGAAGAGGCUCACCGCUAGAAAUCAUAAGUGACCGUGGAACAAACUUCAUUGGAGCCUCCCGCGAGCUAACAGAAGCCAUGAGAUACCUUGACCAGAAGAAGCUAAUGCUCGAAUUCGUUGGACCGAACACUAAAUGGACGUUUAAUCCACCUGCCGCUCCUCACUUUGGCGGAUGCUGGGAGCGUUUGAUCCAAUCCGUGAAGAAAGUCAUGAAAACUUUAGCACUCCCCGUCUACCCACCGACGAAAUCCCUCGUUCCGUGCUGA